Molecule: messenger RNA, 477 nt
Organism: Lasiosphaeria miniovina
Lineage: Eukaryota; Fungi; Ascomycota; Sordariomycetes; Sordariales; Lasiosphaeriaceae
Exons: 4
Coding region: 1-477 (158 amino acids)
Source: RefSeq, a predicted model, not a curated record
AUGAGAAGCAGCCUGUGCACAAACGUAAACCGCCGCGAGAGUAGCAGCGGCAUCUCUACCCGUCUCAUCCGGACCAACCCCAACCUCUUCAACCUAUCCUCGAACACGAUCAAGCAGGCGAGUGCAGGAAGCGCCAUGAUGAACGCUACGAGUAGACCGGCCGAGAUGAAUCUGAUCACCCACACGCUGGACCGACUUCUGUCCAUCUCGAGUAGAGUACAGCCAGCCCCCCAGCGCCUGCGUCCACAGCAAGCCCUGCAAGGCAAAGAGAUUCAAGGCCUGUGGGGCGCCGAGGAAGACGAAGACGGCGACCCGGACCUACGUGUGCUCCUGCAGCGGCCGGGGCAGCGGGGCAGGGCCCGUGGUGGCAGACGCCUGCUAGUCCAGCAGACUCCGGUCUUGCAGCGUGAGGAGGAAGCCGCCACGGACCGACCGCUGCGCGACGCUCCGGGCUGCAAGCCGCACCAGCAGCGCUAG